Humulus lupulus (European hop) is the source of this 621-nucleotide messenger RNA. Its product is annotated as peptidyl serine alpha-galactosyltransferase-like. The record is from RefSeq and is a predicted model, not a curated record. The transcript is spliced from 3 exons. NCBI's taxonomy places the organism in Eukaryota, Viridiplantae, Streptophyta, Magnoliopsida, Rosales, Cannabaceae. The coding region runs from base 1 to 621 and encodes 206 amino acids.
AUGGCUCGUACAAAAACCAAGGCUCAAAAAAGGAAAAUCCCUAACUCCUCAUGCCAGCCUACUGCUGAUGUCCCAUCGACUAGUGGUCGAAGUGAAAAUGUUCCUGACACCAAUGUUGCUGCUGCUUCUUCUGCUCAAAAGAAAGAUAGCAAGAGGGCCCGAGGGGAAAGUAGCAAGACCCCCUCGAAGAAGGAUCGAACAGACGAUGUUCCAGCCACUACCCCUUCCAAGGAGAACUCACCACCUCCACCUUCCUUCAGGCAGGCGACUCCCACUCCUGCUGAUCCACAACCUUCUUCCAAGGCUCCUGAAAAAGAGGCAUUGGAUACUCGGCCUGAAGGCUCCCUGCCCAGCCUCGUAGUCAGCUCAGCUAGGGAGAGGAUAUACAAGCUCUCCAAGCACAAACGCAGCCAGGCAGCCAUUACUGAAACUGCCUCCAUGGAGGUUGAUCAUGUCGUCAACAGAGGGCUGAAUGAGAUAGUCAGCUGCGCCAUCAGGCUGGAAGAAGAAGAAAAGGCCAAAGUGCCCGCCUCUCCAGAGAUCUCCCUAGCAGGGGGGAUUGAUGGUGCUGAUACUGAAGCUGGUCCUUCGGCCGACCAAGGCACUCCUCCCAACCCUUAG